Heterotrigona itama is the source of this 3089-nucleotide messenger RNA. NCBI's taxonomy places the organism in Eukaryota, Metazoa, Arthropoda, Insecta, Hymenoptera, Apidae. The record is from the annotation of a GenBank genome assembly.
AUGAAAUUAUCUAUAGAUAUAAAGCACAAAGUUACGUUUAAACAUACACAUGUAACUGAAAUGUUAUACAAUUUACUAUGUAUAUUUUUUAAUAACUCUGUUAUAUAAAAAUAAUGCAAAAUAUAUCUUUUUAUCAAUAUUAUUACUAUUUAUGACAAUGUGAAUGAUUUAAGUUAACACAAUUUUUACAUAAAUAAAUUUGAAACGAUUGUCAUGUACUUAGUGUUUAUCUGAGAUUUUUUUGUAUGUGUUGAUGCCUAUGGAGAAAACAAUUCUCUUUUUGAAAAUUACACUUAACGAUUUUUCUUCGUGAACUCAAAUAUCUAUGAUUUAAUGAUAAAUCAGAUCCCAUUCAAAAUUUUCAUCUUGUAAGAUAGAUAGAGGUAAAUAUAUUUCGCCAUACUACUCGGCAACAUUAUACAUAUGUAGACUUUAAGUUAGAAAAGGAAAAGUAUAAAAUUUUAAAGCUUAACUAAUGAAUUAAGUAUUUGGAAUAUUUCUUAAGGGUAACGUGUAAUUUAAUUAAAAUUGCAGCUUACUAUGUAUAAUAAUUAAAUUUUAAAAUUAAACAAGAUAUUUUCCUUGAAUUAUACUUCCAUAAUAUACAAAUACAGGCACAUUUCGCAUGCAAUUUUAAAUUUCCCGGAUAAUUUACGUAUCGAUAUUGUCGAGUGUCAACACAUUGAAGUAGGUUCACACAGCACUCAGCAAAGUAAAUUCUUGAAAUUGACACCGAAUGGCGUAAAUUUUUCCGCAAAAUACGCGGGAGUUGUCAAUCCAUACACUGCAUUAACGUCAAUGGAAUUGGACACAGUGUAUCAGUACCUGCUGUGUUUAAAUUUGGAUGUGAAGUACGAUCACACUGAGAUAAACAUUAGAAGGCAUAUCAUUUAUAAUAUAUUGAAUGGCCAUAUUAGUAAAAACCAUUUGGACUUCGUGCUAUAGGCAAUUGUUUCUUUUCAACAAUCAUGUUGUUAUUCGACUUUUUAAAAAAAUUUUUUGGAUGGGUAGAUGAAGCACCUAGAAAGCGCAGGGCUGUUUCAUUUAGUUUGGAAAAAGAAUUUGUUACACCCAAGAAACAUCGUUGUGAUUACAAGACGAUUAACGUGGAGGAUGAAGAGCCCAUUGAAAUUAAAGAUGACAGCGAUGAUGAUGUUCAAGUUAUUAAUAAACAUAAAUAUUCUCCUAUUAAAUCAUCUAGUAGAUUAAACGGUACAUGUAACAGUAGAGACCAGUCACUGAAGUGUUGUUCAUCAAAUUUCUCAUCGUCUCCAUGUUAUGAGAAAGUAAACAUGGGUCAUUCCAGUAACAAAAGUGAAAGGAUACAAAGUGCUGGAGUGCAACAAUGUUCAACAUUAUUCAAAACUCACCGUUUAAGAGAAAAGAAUCAAUAUGAAGAGUUAUUACAAAAUUUUCUCCCACGUAGAAUACAUGUAAUAUGUGAUAAACAUGAAGAUAAAAGGUCUACACAAGAACCAAUAGAAGUAAUAGAUUUAGAAAAAUCUACCCCUUCGACCUGUUUUCCCAAAAUUCAGUCAGCUUCUAGAAAACAUGAUAGAACGUUACAAAUGCAUUGGAGUAUUCCGAUUAGAGAAAAGAAAGAAAUAAUUAUUAAUUUAGAUAAUGAUGAAAAAGAAGAGACAAUGCAUUCCAUUCAUGACAGGGCGCAAACUCACAAAAAGAAUGUGAUGCAAGAGAAAUCUGCAAAAAAUAAAUGUGUUGAAAGUAUAGCAACAAAUACAUUGAGAGAUAGAUUAUCAUCAAAAGCUGUAAUAAGAGAAGAUUUCGUCCCCCAAGUAGCUAAACGAUAUAACGAACGAAUUGAACAACGUUACAAAGAAGCAGAAGAGCUCAAAAAAAUGACCUGUGUUUUGUCUAAACAUAAUCGUUUAGCAAGGGAAGCUGCUUUGGAAGAACAUCUAGCUCGAUCUAUGAGAUUAUGUGAAGCUGUUUUAGAAGAAAGAGAAGAAUUAGAGGAACCAGAAUUACCUACAUUAACAGAAGAAAUGUUACAAGAUGUAAAAAAUGCUCUUAUUCCUCGACCUGCGGAUGAAGUUCUUGUUGAAGGAUUUGGUUUAAGAAUAACAAGAAAAGAUAUACAUACAUUAGCUGAUUUGAAUUGGUUGAAUGAUGAAGUAAUAAAUUUUUAUAUGAAUUUACUAAUAGCCAGAAGUGCUAAUGACGACAAAUAUCCAAAAAUACAUGCUAUGAAUACAUUUUUCUAUCCAAAAUUAGUCUCAGGUGGACAUUCAUCCUUAAGAAGAUGGACUAGGAAAAUUGAUAUUUUUGCACAGGAUCUUAUAGUUGUUCCUAUACAUUUAGGUAUCCAUUGGUGUAUGUCAAUAAUUGAUUUUAGAGAUAAGUCUAUUCGUUAUUAUGACAGCAUGGGAGGCAACAAUUCAAAGUGUUUGUCAGCACUACGACAAUAUCUAGAAGAUGAAAGCUUGGAUAAAAAAAAACAAACUUACGAUACCAGUAACUGGAAGUUAGAGUGUGCCAAAAAUAUCCCACAACAAAUGAAUGGAAGUGAUUGCGGAGUCUUCUCUUGUAUGUUUGCUGAAUAUAUUUGUGCAAAUAAAAAGAUCACGUUUACUCAGCAGGAUAUGCCAUAUUUUCGAAAUAAGAUGAUUUAUGAAAUAUUAAAGUCCAAGCUUUUAUAAAAGAAAUAUUAUUUAUUUAGACAACAAUGAGUAAGUCGAAUAAUUUACAACUUCCAAAAAUUAUAAAAUAUUUUAGCAUAAAAGAGUUUAUUAUUGAGCAAAAUAUUCUGAAGACAACAUUUAUAUUGAAAAGUAAUGUUCAUAUAUCAUAAUGUUAAAAAGCGUUGCACAGUAUAAUUUUUUGUAUUAUUAUCUUCAUUUAAAAAUAAAAUGUUAAUUAUUUCCUAUAUAAAAAAAUAGUAAUUUUUGAAUACAAGUUAACAAAUGUAAUAAAUACUUACAUUUAUUUCUUUUAAUAAAAACAUCAUGCGAAAAUUAAAAUUAAGUUUAAUAACAAAAUCCAUUUAUUAAAAAAAUAUAAUAUUUAGCUACUGCACAUUCUUUAUUAAAGAAUAAGGAAAUGCAAUGUAUUAUAAUGCUUCAUUUUAA